This is a messenger RNA of Elaeis guineensis (African oil palm), 1417 nucleotides long. RefSeq names its product thioredoxin domain-containing protein PLP3A. The record is from RefSeq and is a predicted model, not a curated record. NCBI's taxonomy places the organism in Eukaryota, Viridiplantae, Streptophyta, Magnoliopsida, Arecales, Arecaceae.
GCCUUCUUCUUCCCUAAAAGCGGCUUCAACCCCGAAGGAAGAAGGCUCUCGUCCACAUCUCGGAUACCUCCGACAAGGAGAGUUAGCAAGCACGAAAGGGAGAGGGAGGGUGGGGGAUAGGGAGAUGGAUCCCGAUUCGUUUCGCUCGACCUUGUCCGGCCUCGCGCUGGGGAAUGUGAUGGCCGCGGCAGCUAGAGAUUACCAAAAGGAAUUGUUAGCCAAAGAGAAGGCCCAGGCAAAACCAAGUACGAAUGAACAGGUUGAUCUUGAUGAACUGAUGGACGAUCCUGAGCUGGAAAAAUUGCAUGCAGAGAGAAUCGCAGCUCUGAAGAAAGAGUGUGAGAAGCGAGAAGUCCUAAAAAGGCAAGGUCAUGGAGAGUAUAGGGAGAUAACUGAAGGGGACUUUCUAGGGGAAGUCACUGGUAGUGAAAAAGUGAUUUGCCAUUUCUACCACCGUGAAUUUUAUCGUUGCAAGAUAAUGGAUAAGCAUCUAAAGGCCCUGGCACCAUUGCACAUUGAUACAAAGUUCAUCAAGCUGGAUGCUGAAAAUGCGCCCUUCUUUGUGACAAAAUUAGCAGUCAAAACCCUGCCUUGCAUUAUAUUGUUCAAAAAUGGCAUUGCCCUCGACAGGCUGAUUGGGUUUCAAGAUCUUGGCAGCAAAGAUGAUUUCACCACGGGAACCUUAGAAAAUCUUCUGAAAAGAAAAGGCAUCAUAGAUGAAAGGAAAGGACAUGACAAUGAUGAAGAUGCAGAUGAUGAUACGGACAGUUACAGACACAGGAGCAUCAGGUCUUCUACAGUUCAGGAUUCUGACUCAGACUGAGCAGAAAGUAAUCCCACCAUGUUUUUAAUCUUUAUGUCUAACUUGACCAUAUACUCUGAGAAAGAUAUUUUUGCACAUGCGCUAGUGGUUCUUGAACCCAUAAAUUCUGACAAAGCAGCAGGGCUUCAGAUCAUCUAGGAUAUGUACUGAUACACCACCUUUCUUAUUUUGUCUUCAUCCAGUUGCCCUUCCUGUUCUUCUGUCCAGACUUGAGAUUGCUAGCCUAUUUUCAGCAGUUAUUAUUGAGGAAUUCCCUUCAGAAAUCCAGAGGUUAAGAUAGAGAAAGAAAGUUGGUGUGUAAAGCUGGUUAGUAUCUUAUGGUAUGUUGUGCUGCCCCUGUUCUCAGAAUGAUAUAUGGUUCAAGAGUAAACAUUUUAUUUUUACUUUAUUUUCCAAAUUUUUAGAGAGUUGCGUGAUUAUCAGUAGAGGUGUUCCUGAGAAGUUGUCCUGCAGUUCUUCCAAAUCUGUGGGCUUAAAUAUUGGUAACUUGGUAUAUAAACUCUGGGAUCUUCGAUAAUGUGUUCCUUGCAAUCUAUUUGCAGCUGUGGCAUUAGGAUGUAUAAUCAUCUUGAUGUAUGAAUAUAAAUUCAGUUU